Verticillium alfalfae VaMs.102 is the source of this 738-nucleotide messenger RNA. RefSeq lists its product as hypothetical. Lineage: Eukaryota; Fungi; Ascomycota; Sordariomycetes; Glomerellales; Plectosphaerellaceae. The record is from RefSeq and is a predicted model, not a curated record. The transcript has a single exon. The coding region runs from base 1 to 738 and encodes 245 amino acids.
AUGCCUUCUAUGCUCGGUCUCACCACGGACAAGUCCCCGCACGGACUGAACAGCAAAGAGCCCUUCAUGGGCGAACAGAACCACGACAAUGAUGACAUGGGCAAGCAGCUUGCCCGACGCGCCGGCGACUCUCUCACCAAGGCCUACAAUGGCAAGAAGGACAAGAAGGACAAGAAGAAGUCCAGUCGCCGAAAGCACUCACGCCGCGACAGCGGUCACGGCGACAGCGAGGACGACUCUGACAAUGACGUCAAUGUUUCUCGGAAGCGAGAGGAGCGCAUCCGACAGCAUGAGGAGGACGACGAGGAAGAGGGUGACCGCCCCAACACCAUCAAGGAGCGCAACUUCAAGGCCGCCAUGGAGGGCGAGACGCUCUUCUGGCGCGCUCUCUGCGACAAGCCUUCCAGCGCCUUCAAGUACAUGGGCAAGGAUGCCGUCGUGUCCAACUACCUCCUCUUCGGUGACAAGAACCCCAGAGGUCCCAAGACGGAGCCCACUCUAGAGGAGGCCCUCGAGGACUGCGAGGGACCUCUGAGCUACAGGAUACAUAAGUCGUACACUGUUGAAAUUGGUCUCAUGGCUGUCGCCGUUGUCUACGACGUCACUCUUUACCGCAGCCAUGGGCCGCCGGCGCGUGACGGUACCGUCAAGAUGAAGGUACAGCAGGCCACGGUGACGAGCACGUGGAGGCAGGUUGCCAGCGGCGACUAUGUUCUGGCCUCAUCCAUGUGCGGUUGA